GACUACUACGGCGUUUGGGCAUCAGCAAGGGCGGCGUCGGAAGACGAGAUCAAGAAAGCGUACCGCAAACAGGCUCUGAAAUACCACCGGACAAAAACAAGUUCCGGGAGCCGAGGAUAAGUUCAAGGAGAUCGCCGAGGCGUCUCCGAUGUCCUGAGCGACCCGAAGAAGGAAGGACAUUUACGACAGAUUUGGAGAAGAUGGGCUGAAGGGUGGUUCUGGUGGUCCAAAUGGGCCUAGUGGUUUCACCUACACAUUCCAGGGUGACCCUCAUGCCAUGUUUGCUGAGUUUUUCGGCGGCCGGAACCCGUUCGAGCACUUCUUCGGCCGUGGAGGCGGCGGCGACGAGGAGAUGGACGUCGAUAAUCCAUUCGGCUUUGGCAUGGGUGGCUUGGGAGGCAUGGGAGGCGCGCGGCCCUUCGGCAUGCGCGGCGGCCACGGCGGGAGACUGGAGAAGAAGCAAGACCCGCCGGUGACCCAUGACCUCAGGGUCAGCCUGGAGGAAGUGUUCAGCGGCUGCACCAAGAAAAUGAAGAUCUCCCGCAAGAGGCUGAACCCGGACGGCAGAACGACGCGGUCCGAGGACAAGAUCCUCACGGUGGAGGUGAAGAAAGGCUGGAAGGAGGGCACCAAGAUCACCUUCCCUAAAGAGGGCGACGAAACGCCAACGAACAUCCCAGCCGACGUUGUGUUCGUGGUGAAGGACAAGCCACACCCGGUGUUCAAACGGGACGGGUCCGACAUCGUCUACCCAGCCAAGGUGACGCUGAAGGAGGCUCUCUGCGGUUGCACUGUCAAAGCUCCUACGCUGGACGGCCGUUCCGUGUCCGUGACAGUGCAAGACAUCAUCCGACCUGGCAUGAAGAGGCGCAUCACUGGGGAGGGACUCCCUUUACCCAAAAGCCCAGAUCGCCGUGGCGACCUAAUCGUUGAGUUUGAAGUCAAAUUUCCCGAGAGGUUAAGCCAGGACGCCAAGGAUACCAUCGCUAGAGUCCUGCCUGCGUAUUGAACACUUUCCUAACCCGUUCUGCCACAGUCGUCGCCAUGGUUGUGGAGAGCAAGCGUGUCGUCACGGCCGCCUCGGGUCCCGCUCUCCCGUCUAAACCUCUGGAGGACAAAACUCCAUAAUGCUGGACUGUAAAGCCAGCUGGACUGUAAAAGCCAGUGGCUGCUGCAAAGUCUCUUUGUAUGGAGACUCUAUGAGACAAUACUGAAAUCUUUCCUACUGCGCUUCCUUCGCCUCGGACGUUCGCAUGAGCUCGUCGUCAAAAAAUACUCCAUCAAAGCUGCCACCCAAACGUGUAGCAGGUACACCUGUUUGUACUGCUGAUAUCAAGUGGCCGAUGGAAGAUUUUCACGGUUCGUGUGGAACCAUGAAGGUCGUUUAUUUCUUUCCCUUCAAAGAAAUGGGCUCUUCCUCAUAUGCACUGUUGAAAUAUGUAUAUUUUGUGGUUUUGUUGGCUUUUGUUUACUUUCUGUACUUUUAUGAAUAUAUUUUUCCCAGAUUUUUCAGUGUCAUUGUGCACAGGCAGCAGUGAUGUACUGGAAUAAAGACAGUGUCUGCUCUGUAAGCAGCACCCUGGUUAUUGUAGUUUUAUCUGGUUUUUUAGUUUCUCUAUAAAGUUACACUCUGGCCAAAGAUGAUUAUGUAUUAGAGGAUAAAGCUAUUUUAAUAUAUAAACUAGUUAUUUUGUUACAUAUUGAAGUUUAUUGGAAAGUCCUUGAUGUGUGCAUAGACAUAUUAACACAUGAUCUGUUUUAAAGCUGCACUAUGUAAGAUUUGUUUUGCAAAAUUGAAAGAAGUAACAUGACUGAGUCAGGAGAAGAAAAACACACUAAAACGCAUUGCGUGCGCUUCUGCGAGUCGCGCUGCAAAGCCUGAAAUAAUCAUGUAAAAGUUAAUGGUGUUGGGAGUCUUUAUGCAUUAACAUCACACACAGAGACGCAAUAAGAACGUCCAGCUCAAUGUUUACGUUUCAAAUGCAAAAUGACAGAAGUAGGUAAUCCACUCACGUCCUUGGGAGACACGUCCCUCACCGAGUUUUGACCGAGUUCUCUUUGAAUCGUCAACCACCAGAUUCAUCUGCUAGGGGAAGGGGUCCGAAACGCAACCCACGUUGCGAAUGUUCUUUGUGUUGCAUGCAAUUACACGUUCCCACCAGAAAGGUCUCCAAAGUCCUCUUUAACCUACCAAGUGUGGCUCAUUCAUGAACAUUACAAAAUGAUGAACUGCUUCAGACGGGAUCCUAUUGCAUCAUUCAUGUGAGGAAUUCCCAUUUCAUCCACUUCUGAGCCUGGAUUCUCAGUAAGACUUAGAUCCGUGUCUCAGCAACAGAAAUACUGUGAUAUGAAACUGUUGAGGGUUAGUUGAGCAUCAAACUUAAUGAUGUCACUAAAAUUAAAAGUGCGAAAGUGACCAAUGGAAAUGCAUUAAACUGGGCUCCUGUAUUAGUGAUUCACCCUUUAAGUGAAACGUGCUUCCAAGCCAAAGAUGAUACAGGAGCCUAGAACACGUAGGAAAACGAUGGAGUUAUUCUGAACACUUCCAGCACAUAUCACUUCACACUAUGGCCAUUCCACGAGCCUGGUUUACAUUUGCACACGUGUGGUGAAAGCUCUGUUUUGUGUUGGGUUUCUGGAUGUCUGGUUGAUUUCAGAGGAAAAUAAAAAGACUUUGUGUUUGAAA
Molecule: messenger RNA, 2686 nt
Organism: Colossoma macropomum (tambaqui)
Lineage: Eukaryota; Metazoa; Chordata; Actinopteri; Characiformes; Serrasalmidae
Product: dnaJ homolog subfamily B member 1-like
Exons: 3
Coding region: 278-1009 (243 amino acids)
Cellular component (GO): cytosol
Molecular function (GO): Hsp70 protein binding; transcription corepressor activity
Source: RefSeq, a predicted model, not a curated record